UUAAAAGACAGACACUCUAACCUCCCCUCCCUCCCUUUCUCUCAAUCUCAAUUAUUUCCUUCCAGACACAGCACAGCACAAACCAGAAGAGAAGGGGGUUCGGCUCCAUCCGCGAAAAGCUGCUCCUCCGGAGGCUGAGUUGGCCCCUGCGCUUUCCGUUAUUCGCAUUUCACCCCUCGGAGUUUUACACUUGGGUACCCAUGCUCCGUAAAAACUAAUCACAAUCCAGUCCACUCCCUUCCCUCGGUCGCCGGCCAUGCCCACUCCGGUGCCCGCCGCCCGCCAGUGCCUCUCGCCGCCCGCCGUCACCGCCCUCGACGCCGCCGUCCUCUCCGCCCGCCGCCGCGCCCAUGCCCAGACCACCUCCCUCCACCUCAUCUCCGCCCUCCUCGCCCCCACCGCCCCGACUCUCCUCCGCGACGCCCUCGCCCGCGCCCGCAGCGCCGCCUACUCCCCCCGCGUCCAGCUCAAGGCCCUCGACCUCUGCUUCGCCGUCUCCCUCGACAGGCUCCCCUCCUCCUCCUCCUCCUCCUCCUCCUCCUCCUCCUCCUCCUCACCCGACGACCCUCCCGUCUCCAACUCCCUCAUGGCCGCCAUCAAGCGUUCCCAGGCCAACCAGCGCCGCAACCCGGACACCUUCCACUUCUACCACCAGGCCCAGACCCCCGCCACCGUCAAGGUCGACCUCUCCCACCUCGUCCUCGCCAUCCUCGACGAUCCCGUCGUCAGCCGCGUCUUCUCCGAGGCCGGAUUCCGCAGCGGGGACAUCAAGCUCGCCAUCCUCCGCCCGGCCCCGCCCAUGCCGCUGCUCGGCCGCCUCCCCACGCGCGCCCGCCCGCCGCCUCUCUUCCUCUGCAGCUUCGCCGCGGCGGACGACGCCGACGUGCCCUCGCCGGCCAGUAACCUCGCCGGCGCGGGGGAGGAGAACUGCCGACGCAUCGCCGAGAUCCUCUCCCGCGGCCGCAACCCCAUGCUCGUCGGCGUGGGAGCUGCCUCCGCCGCCGAUGACUUCGCCACCGCCUCCCCGUAUCGUAUCAUCCAUGUAGAGCCCAACACAAUCGACAAGUCAGACAUCGGCGUGGCGGCGGCAAUGGCCAGCGCCACCACAGGACUCAUCAUAAGCAUCGGAGACCUCAAGCAGCUGGUCCCCGACGAGGGUGAGGCGGAGCUGCAGGAGAAGGGGCGGCGGGUGGUGGCGGAGGUGACGCGAGUGCUGGAGACGCACACCAAGGUGGGACGCGUCUGGGUGAUUGGGUGGUCGGCAACGUAUGAGACCUACCUCGCCUUCCUCUCCAAAUUCCCCCUGGUCGACAAGGACUGGGACCUCCAGCUGCUGCCCAUCACGGCGCUGCAGGCCGCCGCCGGCCCUGCUGCAGCUACUGGAGUCAUGCCUCCGGCAACCACCACUGUCGCUGCUGCCUUCUCCAAACCUGCACCAAGACUGAUGGAAUCCUUUGUUCCUUUUGGAGGCUUUGUCUGUGAUAAGUAUGAAACAAGCAGCAUCACAGCAAAUUCAUGCCCGCAAUCGCUGUGCUGUCAACAGUGCAAUGAUAAAUAUGAGCAAGAAGUUGCAACUAUCAUUAGAGCAAGUGGCAUUACAGCUGAAGACCAUCCCCAGGGAGUUCUCCCCUCCCUGCUGCAGAAUGGAAGCAUGAUGGGUUCUAACAAUGGAUUUGAUCCAGUCAAGGUUAGAGAUGAUCGGAUGGUACUGAAUUCAAAAAUAUUGAAUCUACGGAAGAAGUGGAACGAGUACUGCAUGCGGCUCCACCAAGACCACCAGAGGAUCAACAGAGAUCCUUACAAACCAUUUCCACGUUAUAUUGGUGUUACCUCUGACAAGGAAAGAUCAGAAAAUCCAAGCAAAGGUUCUGAGGCAUUUGGGAUUCAAAAGGAUGUUGUUAAACCUUGUGCAGUGCCUGCUGUGCAUACAAGCUCAACUGCAAGGCCUAUUUCAUCUCCAUCUGUCUCCAAUAAAAGAAAUGAAGAUCUUGUAUUGAAUCUUCAAGCCCGGCAGUCAAAGAGUGACGAAAACCUUCAAGACAGCACUGCGCGACAUGGCAGUCUGUCAACUCCUGACAAUCCAGAUGAUGAUGCCUCACCGUCAUUUGCUGCACCUGUGGCAACUGACUUAGUUUUAGGCAUGCCUCGAGAGUCUAAUUCAAAGGGUUCAGGUUCCACCUUCUGUAAACAUAUAGAGGAUUCCCAUCUGGUGCCCAAAAAGGUGGAUGAUUUAAAUCUGAAGCAUCCACAGCUCUCUGUUCAACCUAACUCUUGCGCCUGGACUUCCAGAAAUGUUGGGAAAACAUCACCUGGUGCAUUAUACUCAGUAGCUUCAGGAGGCUUAUCUGCUUUUGGGCAAUGGCAGAAACCUUCACCCCUUGCUGCACAAUGUUCUGAUCUGAGCAAUUACAAGCUACUUGUCGAACGCCUGUUCAAGGAAGUUGGAAGGCAGGAGGAAGCCUUGAGUGCUAUUUGUCAAUCCAUUGUGCGGUGCCGGUUAACAGAGUCACGCCGUGGUCCUAGCAGGAAGGACAUCUGGUUGUGUUUUCAUGGUUCUGAUAGCAUGGCCAAGAAGAGAGCUGCUAUGGCACUUGCAGAAACAAUGCAUGGCAGCAAAGAGAACUUGAUUUAUCUGGACCUAAACCUUCAGGAUUGGGGUGACUCCGGCUUCAGAGGGAAGACCGGGACAGACUGCAUUGUGGAGCAGCUGAGCAAGAAGCGGCGAUCUGUUCUCUUCCUUGACAAUAUCGAUAGAGCUGACAUCCUUGUUCAGGAUAGUCUGUCUGAUGCCAUUGAGUCUGGCAAAUUUAAAGACAUGCGAGGCAAGGUGGUUGACAUUAAUGACUCGAUUGUGGUGUUGUCAAGAAGCAUGAUUCAGGGCAGCAAACAUGGGGUUGAAGAGGGCCUUUCAUUUUCUGAAGAAAAGAUUCUGACAGCUUGUGGACAUGGACUGAAGAUCCUGGUAGAACCAGGUAGGGCAAUCACCAGUGGAGGCCUUAAUGGUAAGGUGGUGGUUUCCCCAAGGCAUUCUCUCACCAAAAUUCAAGCAUCUUUGUACUCUGGUUCAAUCAGCAAGAGAAAGCUCAGCAGUUCUGAUGACCAGGAAAAGGUGCAAGAAUCACCGAGCAGUUCAAAGCGGCUGCACAGAACAUCGUGUGUACCGUUCGACUUGAACCUCCCUGUUGAUGAGGAUGAACCCCACGAUGCCAAUGAUGACAGCAGUAGCAACGAAAAUUCAUAUGGCAACACAGAAAAAUCCAUUGAUGCCCUUUUGCAUUGGGUUGAUGGAUCAAUCAAUUUUAAACCGUUUGACUUUGACAAACUUGCUGAUGACAUGUUGCAGGAGUUUAGCAACAUACUCGGCAAAAAUUUGGGUCCUGAGUGCAGGCUGGAGAUUGAUGUUGGAGCAAUGGAGCAGAUAAUUGCCGCAGCAUGGAAAUCAGAGGACAAGAGCCCUGUGCAGAUCUGGCUGGGGCAGGUUUUCACCAGGAGCCUUGACGAGUUGAAGCUCAAGUGUAAGCAUGUGAGUAGCUCUACCCUUAGACUAGUGGCUUGUGAUGACACAGUACCGGGGAAAGGAGACGGUUUAGGAGUUUUGCUCCCGUCAAGAAUAAUUCUAGAUUGUUGAUGAUAUAUCUGUAUAGUGAUCGCUGUAAUUAUCUGUAGUCCACAAUAGUAUAGCAUUAUUUGUUGGCUAAAUAAGCUCUAGUCUAGGUUAUGUGUUGCCGUGGGUUCUAAUUAGCCAUUGCCAGUACUGUCAUAUUGUUUUAUCUCCCCCAGGGCCUUUUCCAGAUAUAUCGGCACCGGAAUGUAUAUUGGUUGUAACUACUGUGGAUUGUUAAUAUUUGAUUGCUCUACUCUAUAUAUACAUGGACACAUCAUGGUGCUAGGUGAACUUGUGGUUCAUUCUG
Molecule: messenger RNA, 3911 nt
Organism: Oryza brachyantha (malo sina)
Lineage: Eukaryota; Viridiplantae; Streptophyta; Magnoliopsida; Poales; Poaceae
Product: protein DWARF 53-like
Exons: 3
Coding region: 257-3628 (1123 amino acids)
Source: RefSeq, a predicted model, not a curated record